Messenger RNA from Dermacentor andersoni, 5077 nucleotides. RefSeq names its product E3 ubiquitin-protein ligase ZNF598-like. NCBI's taxonomy places the organism in Eukaryota, Metazoa, Arthropoda, Arachnida, Ixodida, Ixodidae. The record is from RefSeq and is a predicted model, not a curated record. Gene Ontology annotation, biological process: protein ubiquitination; rescue of stalled cytosolic ribosome. Gene Ontology annotation, molecular function: ubiquitin protein ligase activity; ribosome binding.
CGCUCAUCAAGUUGUAUUUCUCCAUUAUCGGCCGUAUCUGUGGUGUUGGCUGGCGCCGAGUGUCCGUGGGCCCGCCGUUCAAGCACCGAGCGAAGGAAAAGCCUCCGUAUUCGUGUCCCACUUGCUCCGCAAGGAAAGUGCCGCAGGUAUUGUGCCUCUCCGCGUUCAGCCUCCGAUUCCAAGAUGGACGUCAAGGAAGACGACAACGUCUGCAUCGUCUGCUGGCGUGAGAUCCACGUUUACGCGAUCGGCCUGUGCGACCACCCCGUCUGUCACGAGUGUUCCACUCGCAUGCGUGUGCUGUGCCGUAAGAGCGAGUGUCCCAUCUGUCGCCGUAACCUUCCCAAGGUGAUCUUUGUGAAGGAGUGCCGCCCCUACGAAGAGCUGAACAAGCGGCUGUACCAGGUGGACGUGCGGCCGCAUAUAUGCUUCGAGGAUGAGUCGGUGCGGCAGGCCUACCGCGAGCUACUCGACAACCGCUGCAAGUACUGCCCGCUGGCACAGGGCAAGCCGGCGCCAAUCUUCAGCAACUUUGGCAUGCUGCGGAACCAUGUGCGCAAGGAGCACAACCGCACCUACUGCGACCUCUGCGUCGAGCACCUCAAGAUCUUUCCGUGUGAGCGGACAGCAUACACGCGGAGGGACAUGGCACGGCACCUAAGCCAGGGGGACUUGGAUGACACCUCGCACAAGGGCCACCCUCUGUGCAAGUUCUGCGACAUGCGCUACUUCGACAACGACGAGCUGUACCGGCACCUGCGCCGGGACCACUACUACUGCCACUUCUGUGGCGACGACUACCGGCUCCAGUACUACCGCAACUACGAAUACCUGCGGGCGCACUUCCGAGAAGAACACUUCCUGUGCGAGGAGGGCGACUGCCGCAACGAGACGUUCACGGCUGCCUUCCGCAGCGAGAUCGACCUCAAGGCUCACCGCGCCCAGCAGCACAACCGGUCGCUCACCAAGGCCCAGGCCAAGCAGGCACGCACCCUUGACCUCGAGUUUGCUGUCACACCGAGGGCCAACUCCCACUCAUCCAGCGGCUACCACGAUGACUCUGGGAGCUACGGACGACGCCCACUGCGACAACCGCGGUCAGGGAGAGGCCCACCGCCAGACACGAGCAGGGAUGAACAGAUGGCACGGAAUCUGCAGGGUGUGCAGUCGCGAUCGCAGGGACCGCAGAACCUGAACAUGACGUGGGAAUUGCAGCCACCAGUCGAUUAUCGCUGCGAAAAGGAGUUCCCGCAGCUGGGCAGUGAUGGGGCCGCAGCAGCAUCAUCUACAUCUACUUCGUCUGGGCACAAGGCGUCCGUUGACCCGUUUCCAGUGGCAGCUUCGUCAUACCCGCCCAGGAAACCGGACAAGGUCAAUGUCAACAGUGUCGACGAGUUUCCUUCGCUCAACCCGUCAUCCUCUUCCGCGACGCAGCAGGUGCCAGCUAUGCCGCAAACAGCCAUGGUGUCGCUUCGCAAGGCAGCGAAGGCACAAGCCAAAGGCCAGGCCAAUGGAAUACCGCCGGGUCGAGGGUCGGUCACAAAACAGCAGCCGCAGCAGCAGCAGCAACAACAGAAGCAGCAGCAGAAGGAUGCAAACAACAAUGGUACUGGAGGGAAAUCCGUAGCGAACUGGUUGGCACAGGCAUCAGGAGACCGUGGCUCGGUGAAACCACAGCUGCCGAUGGCUUCGGUGGUGGUGACGGCGCGACCUGCACCGGAGCCAUCCAGGGCAAACAAGCCGGCCUCCAAGGCCUCAUCAAAAAUGGCGCUCGAGGAGGACUUUCCUACGCUGGCAACACGUAGCAUUGCCCGGAUUUCAAUCUCGUCCUCACCAACGCCUCCACCUCAAUCGGAACCACCUUGGAACUCAGGGAAGUUGGCAAAAACAAAGAAAAAGAAAAGGGGGGAGGAGACUAAACAAACAGAGUCGUCGCAGCCCCCACCGACGGCUGAAAUCAACAACAACAGCACCGACAGCACUGCCAAGGCAUCGUUGACAGUCACACGCAAACAGCCAUCUGAGACGAGUACUGAAUCAACAGCGCCAUCCACCGCUGCUCCCACGAACAACCUACUCCAACUCAUUGCAGCAGCAAGGAAAGGGACCACUAUCCAGGCACCUCCCACGCCUACCCCCGAACUGGCCUCCGACGGUGACACUUCAGACUCCGACGAACGGCCGCCGAGGCUGACGGUUUCGGAUUUUCCCUGUCUCAAUGGACGACCAACGGCAACCGCUGCACCUCCGCCGGGAUUUGGCAAACCCAAGCCACCGCCCGGGUUUGCGCGACCCAGCGCGUGCGACGCACCGAUGGGGACACUGUCCUCCCUCGUGACUACGACUACAACUCCUGCAUCACCCGCCGUGCCGCCGCAGUACAUGCCACCAGCAGGCUUUCCGCAGCGGAAUCUCAGUUUGAUCCAGGACGUGCAGCAGAUCCUGGCCAAGCGUUCUGAGGAUGGCCUCUUUGCCAAGUUCAAGUCGCUGUCAGGCUCGUUUCGCCAGGGGGUGCUGACCGCCGACGAGUACUUUGCCCGCUGCAUCGAGCUGUUUGGCUCCGAGAAGGAGUUCAUUGCCAUCUUUCCCGAGCUGUUGUUCCUGCUGCCGGACAUUCGGAAGCAGCAGGAGCUCAUGGCCACGUUCAACGCACACCGGAGGGCACAAGCGGCGACGUCUGGCGCACUGCCCAAAGGGUCACCUGUGCAACUGCUCGUGUGCGCAACCUGCCAGCAGGUGCUGUCUGCCGAGGACUUCCGGAGUCACCGCACUGUGCACGACCCCUCGUGACUCGAACUUGCCGCAUACAUCCAAGUGCCUUCUUCACUUCAGCAUCUCGGUACAACUUGGUAAUGCCAACAAAUUACUGGUGAUGUCGCCGGAUUACUUGUGAUGCCAUUGGCAAUUCCACCGAAGCUCGUCUUAAGGAGAGUGGCCGUCAUUCCCACCAUCGCCAUCGGCUGUUCAGUCGGGCGCACAUUUGGGCUUCUGAACAUCUGGUGUCAGGAUGCCAAGUGAAGUUUCCCCAACUCAAAGCGCCGAUUGUGAGUGCUUGGGACUGAUGUGAACUGGUAUUUCCCACAAAGAACUUGUUUUUAUUAUCAAAAGCAGGUGGCUUCGCUGCCUUGUUUGUACUGUGCCCUCCCCUUCCCGCUGUUUCACUCAUCGCAAAUGUAAAGGUCAUUAACUAACCUCAUUGCUUUGCUCGAUAGUGGUGCCAUCUUUGAUCGCUCCCAUCAUCUUUAUUUUAGGGUUGUGUAAUGUCCAGCCUAAAGAUGGCCAGUCUUGUCUUGUUCUGAACUCACCAAAUGCAUGAUGUAAAGGUGAAGUACUCUGGUAUAAAGUGCUGUGGAAAUUGACUCAACCUUACUAUUUUUUUUUCCCACUUACGUCGGUGCAAGACGUGAAUGCCAAUGUUGCUAGUCUGAUGCGUAGUGUCAAAAGGCAUUGAUGCACUGGUUCCAGUCUGCCGAAAGACAAAGGAAGUGUGAAUGCUGAACAAACAGCGUGUUGGCGGGCCUUUUUUCUUCUUUCUUGCUUAACGCAAUUUCCCGCGAUUGCUUUGGACUAAGUCAUCUGUAGCGAUCUUUCAAACCGUUGUUGUUCAUGUUCAUUUGCGUGGAUCGUUGAUUGUUACUUAACAAGUCCCGUUUCUGUUAUUAAACCUUUGCUUUUAGACUUUUUUUUUCUUCUUUCUUUGUAACUGUGAUCAUGUGUGCCUUUCACCGUAACGCCGGAUUAUUUAAUGUCUAAACAAUUUUGGAUCGAUAACAAGUACGCACACUUCCUCCUACGCAUACUUUCCUUUGUACUUUUGUAGAAGCAAUAGUAAUACACUCGAUUUUAGUUGGAGAGAUGUCUAGCAGAAUUUUGAGGGGAGGUGACUGGCACCAUCAUUAAGUUGGAUCUUAGUUGUUUCUGGACUAGUUUAUUUUGUCUAGCUUACCGGUCAUUGCAGAUAGCACAACUUGGCUAAUAUAAUUUGUGGGCAGAUGGAUUUUCAAAGCAUUCUGUUCUUUCUGUUUUGCCUAUUGGUUUUCCUUCAAAUUUGCUUCAUGCUGUGGGCGCCUUUGUUCACAUUCAUAAUGAACUGUUGCCUGUUCAUUGGGUUUGCAGAUCGGGCAUAUUCCGUAGACACAAGUGAAAUUAAUCAUUUUUAAGCGAACUUUAACUGAUUUCUUUUUUUUAUCCUUGAACGCAAUGGCUCAUUUGCCACCAGCUCAAUGAAGACCAACAUUGAUAAUUAUUUUUGCAAGUUCACUGUUGCUAUUUCCAUUUCUUUUUCUUUUCUUUUGAAUGUUUUUUGCUGCCGAAUCAAUUUGGCCUGCAUUACUGGGUGGAUAUGUCAAUCCUUGUGUGUUCUGCUCGUAGCUGUCCUUGUCAUGCAGAUCGAUUGAAAUUUUCUUUUUGUAAUAAUGAAUUUGAACGGUUGACCCCCUCCGUUCUCCCCCCCUCUUUUUUUGUUUUUUAUAUAUGGUUUCCAGAAGGUAUGCUUUGCAUUUUUGAUGUGCUGAGGGGGACUACUGAUCAGUGUGUAUUGUAAAAGCUGCACUGCCCGCUUUUCGAAUCUACUGAUUUCAAAACUGUUCAGAGCUCCCAUAGCUCUGCAUCAGCAGGUAUGCCUUGAUGCAGCGUUUUAUUUUUAUCCUUUCAUAACUUCCUAACUGCUUCAUUUGAACCAAGUUCCUUUGUCUUUCAUGCCUGCAGACUACCAUCUCAGGUCGUUGCACUUUCGAGUCGAGAAGUACUCUCAACUUUCCCUAGAGAGUCGUUCCACACUAACAUUGACAACCUUAAAAAGAAUGUGUGGCCACAUUUUCUUUUUUCCUUUUUCCUGCUUUAGCUUUUUGGUGGACUGUCCGACAGACCCUGUGAGGCUGGCAUGCAGCACUGUGUUCACAGCUGUGCAGAAUUUAGAAGCAUUCUUUUUGCUUGUCUGUCUGCUGUGCCGCUUGUUUUAAUUCUGCUGGUGGCAGAGUGAUUGCCACAUAACAUGUACUGUGCUUAUGCUUCUUUGCUUGUACAAAUGGUGAGAGAGGUGCUUUUUCGAGGAGUAAAUUAUUUGUUUCGUUUGGAA